Messenger RNA from Pyrgilauda ruficollis (rufous-necked snowfinch), 2487 nucleotides. RefSeq names its product chloride voltage-gated channel Ka (gene CLCNKA). Gene Ontology annotation, cellular component: membrane. NCBI's taxonomy places the organism in Eukaryota, Metazoa, Chordata, Aves, Passeriformes, Passeridae. Gene Ontology annotation, biological process: transmembrane transport; chloride transport. Gene Ontology annotation, molecular function: voltage-gated chloride channel activity. The record is from RefSeq and is a predicted model, not a curated record. The transcript is spliced from 19 exons. The coding region runs from base 286 to 2352 and encodes 688 amino acids.
AACGCCACGGAAUGCGAUGCCUAUUAUUAAAGAAUAAUCAUGAUAAUUAAUUAAAAUACUCAUUAAAUCCUCCCCGCCGCGGGAUGUACGUUGGGACUGGGAGCUGCAGGGUGGUGGAGGGGGGGGAAACCCGGCUCGCUCCGGCCCGAGCGGGUCCGUCGGAUUCGUCAAGGUCGUUUUUAAUGAGCUCGUUUGCAAACUCAGUCGGGCAGCGGAGGCCGAGGCGGGAGGACGGGUUAGGGGUGCUACAAAAACGGGGGUGCAGUCCCCUGAAACGUCCCCGGGAUGGAGCGCCCUGUCCCCGGGGGGCUGCGGGGGGAGAAGGAAGAGGAGAAGGAGGAGGAGAGGGUGCUGGUGUCAGAGCACAGCUGGAGACCCUGCCCCACCGCCCGGAGAAGGGUCCGAGGGUGCUUGGAGUGGGUGAGGCGGCAGCUGUUCCGCGUCGGGGAGGAUUGGUACUUCCUCUUCAUCCUGGGGGUGCUCAUGGCCACCAUCAGCUUCGCCAUGGACAUCAUCGUCACCAGGAUGUACGCGGCCCACAUGUGGCUGUACCGAGAGAUCGGGGACAUCGGGGUGCUCAAGUUCCUCUCGUGGACCCUGUUCCCCAUGGCACUGGCCGCCUUCUCCACUGGCUUCUCCCAGAGCAUCACCCCGCACUCUGGAGGCUCCGGCAUCCCGGAGCUGAAGACCAUCCUGAUGGGUGUGGUGCUGGAGGACUACCUGGCCAUCCAGAACUUCGGAGCCAAGGUGGUGGGGCUGACCUGCACCCUGACGUGCGGCAGCACCAUUUUCCUUGGCAAAGUGGGUCCCUAUGUCCACCUCUCUGCCAUGGCCGCAGCCUAUCUGGGGAAGAUGAGGACCACGGUCACGAGGGAAUAUGAGAACAAGUUCAAGCAGCAUGAGAUGCUGGUGGCAGCUCAAGCCGUUGGGGUGGCCACAGUCUUCGGGGCGCCCAUCAGCGGGGUGCUUUUCAGCAUCGAGGUGAUGUCCCCCCACUUUGCCGUGCGGGAUUACUGGCGCGGUUUCUUCGCCGCCACCUGCGGUGCCUUCAUGUUUCGGCUCCUGGCCGUGUUCAACAGCGAGCAAGAAACCAUCGCCGCUGUUUUUAAGAGUGACCUCAAGAUUGAUUUUCCCUUUGACCUCCUGGAGACCUUCUUUUUUCUGAUUUUGGGGGCCAUCUGUGGGAUCGUGGCCUGUGCUUAUCUCUUCUGCCAGCGCUGGAUGAUGGUGGCCGUCAAGAGGAACCGGCUGACGGCCAAGCUCUUGGCCACCGACAAACCCGUGUACACGGUGCUGGUGGUGCUGCUCUUCGCCUCCAUCACCUUCCCGCCUGGGCUGGGGCAGUUCAUGGCCUCCAGGCUCACCAUGAAGGAACAUCUCAUCUCCCUCUUUGACAACCGCACGUGGAGCGUGCUGGCUGCCAACACCUCGGGGGUGGCCAAGCCUGGGGGGCUCUGGCAGGAGUGGGACCAUCCCUCUGCCACCAUCUAUGGCACCUUGACCUUCUUCCUGCUCAUGAAGUUCUGGAUGCUGAUCCUGGCCACCACCCUGCCCCUGCCAGCCGGGUACUUCAUGCCCAUCUUCAUCUAUGGAGCAGCCAUCGGGCGCCUGGUGGGGGAGGUGGUGGCCCUGCUCUUCCCACAGGGGCUCCAUUCAGAAGGACUCCCACGGCCCAUUAUUCCCGCUGGCUACGCCCUGGCUGGCGCAGCCGCGUUCUCGGGCUCGGUGACCCACGCGGUGUCCACGGCCCUGCUGGUGUGCGAGGCCACCGGGUACCUGGGCCACGUCCUGCCCACCGUGCUGGCCGUGCUGGUGGCCAACGCCAUCAGCCAGAAGAACCAACCUUCCUUCUACGACGCCGGCAUCAUCGUCAAGAAGCUGCCCUACCUGCCCCCCAUCCGCAGCCGGCACAUCGCCUCCUACCGAGUGGUGGUGGAGGAGUUCAUGGAGCGCCAGGUGGUGGCCUUGGCCAAGGGGGACGGUUUCCAGGAGGUGCUGCUGGCCUUGGACGCCACUGCUGAUGCAGAGUACCCUGUGGUGGAGAGCACAGGGUCCCCCACUCUGGUGGGCACCAUCAGCAGGUCCCAGCUGGUCACCUUCCUCCAGAGCCACAACCACCCUCAGGCCCCCCAAGAGGAGAAGCUGGCCACUGUGGGGACACUCGGGGAUGACUGCGCCAUCGAGCCCAUCAUGCUCCAGUUCUCCCCGUGGACCUCCCUGCACCAGGCCUAUCACCUGUUCCAGCUGCUGAAGCUGCAGCGAGUCUUUGUCACCCGCUCUGGGGAGCUGGUGGGAGCCGUGAGCAGGGCAGAGCUGCGGAGAGCAAUCGAGAACCUCGCCAACCCCAAGUGAUGAUGUUUUGGGACCACAGGGGACCCCUCCCCACGGACGUCCCCCAUGAAAAGAGGGGGAGUCCUGACCCCCCGGCGGUGUGGGGGGUCUGUGCUGGGGGCGUCGGUUCUCCAGCAGAGCGUGUUGUGCAUUAAA